This is a messenger RNA of Talaromyces rugulosus, 420 nucleotides long. RefSeq lists its product as uncharacterized. Gene Ontology annotation, cellular component: DASH complex; mitotic spindle. The record is from RefSeq and is a predicted model, not a curated record. The transcript is spliced from 2 exons. Bases 1 to 420 code for a protein of 139 amino acids. Gene Ontology annotation, biological process: attachment of spindle microtubules to kinetochore. Lineage: Eukaryota; Fungi; Ascomycota; Eurotiomycetes; Eurotiales; Trichocomaceae.
AUGGCUACCGAAGACUUCACCGAUCGCCGAAGCACGACGCCCUCGGGCGAACCACGCGGCAGCAGCAACCCUCUCCUCGGAUCGUCGAACCCGCUCAUCUCAGAUCUCGAACAAGAAGUGCUCGACGAAUACAGCCGAUUGCUAGAUAAUGUAAACAAGUUAUCCGACACAUUCGCCGAUCUCGCGGGGUCGCCGGCCUCCCUCACUCUCGACGGACUGCGCUUGCUCGAGCGCAAGACUGCGACGGUGUAUACGCUGCUCAAGGCAAGUGUUUAUAGUAUUGUGUUGCAACAGCAGAUUAUCACCGAGGGGGAAGCGGCGGGGCAGCAGCAGCAGCAGCAACAUGAUCAGUAUGCAGAGGGGGUUUCGGGGAUGACGAAUAUGACAAUGGGUGGUGAGGGGGAUACGAUGACACAAUGA